Molecule: messenger RNA, 1038 nt
Organism: Pleurotus ostreatus (oyster mushroom)
Lineage: Eukaryota; Fungi; Basidiomycota; Agaricomycetes; Agaricales; Pleurotaceae
Product: Receptor-interacting serine/threonine-protein kinase 2
Exons: 6
Coding region: 1-1038 (345 amino acids)
Biological process (GO): protein phosphorylation
Molecular function (GO): protein kinase activity; ATP binding
Source: RefSeq, a predicted model, not a curated record
AUGGCGCAUCUGUCUUUGGGCACGAUCAGCAGAGGUCGGUUUAGAAGAGAGAAGGUUGCUAUCAAGAUAUUCAUUGGCGGACCCUCCCUGCCAGGACCUGGCUUCGCUAACGCAAUGAAAAAGAUGUUGGAAGAGUCUUCCCGGACCUGGUGUCGUGUUGAUCACCCAAACUUGGUACCUUUUUAUGGGGUUGCGUUCAACCUAGCCUACAUGCCAGCGCUAGUCUAUCCAUUCUACGCCAACGGGAAUAUCCUGUCUUAUCUAGGUCAGAGAUAUCCCAGUGAAAACGACCUCGAGGGAACGGAGAGGUCGCAGACUGUACUGGUUCUUUUAACAGAAGUCGCUAGGGGAUUGGAAUACUUACAUGGCUUCACCCCGCCAAUAAUACAUGGUGACGUUCGAGGUGCUAGCAUAUUUGUUGAUGACAAUGGGCAUGCUGUGCUCUGUGACUAUGGCUUAGCAUUAUCUACCCCCGCAGACCUCCCCGAUCAUGUAUUUGCGAGGCCAGUUGGUAUGGCUCGCUGGAUGGCCCCGGAAAUCAUGUACACCCGGAGACACGAAGAGACAUACGGUCCUCCUACAGGUCGCACUAAGGAAACCGAUAUCUAUGCGUAUGCGAUGACUAUUCUGGAAGUUUACACUGGACUCCCUCCAUUUGGUCAACUGGUGACCGAUGAAGAAGGGACACACCCGCUUGUCCGCAUCGACGAUGGUGCCGUCAAGAUUGUGAUGGAGGGGGGGCGGCCACCCCUCUCUGGAUUCCUUCAAUCCAACGAGACCCUUCGGGUCCUCGUGGAGAGGGCUUGGGACACGUUCCCUGAGAACCGACCCGACGCCGCUGAAAUUGUCAGCAUACUGGAGUCCAUGAUCCCCAAGGCUCCGGAAGAGACUUCAGCUGUCACAAUAGAGCCCAAAGCGACUCCUCGUGGUAGCAGCAAGAUCCAAGCAGCGUUUAAGCAAUUGUUUGUCUAUCCUUGGACGCUUGUUCGCACUUCCCUCAAAUCUGGGUAUGAUUCGCUACGAGGAUCUUUGCGCUAG